Molecule: messenger RNA, 654 nt
Organism: Papaver somniferum (opium poppy)
Lineage: Eukaryota; Viridiplantae; Streptophyta; Magnoliopsida; Ranunculales; Papaveraceae
Exons: 4
Coding region: 173-514 (113 amino acids)
Source: RefSeq, a predicted model, not a curated record
CCAACCCAUAAAGACACAAAUCUACUCUCCUCUUGUCAGUACUUUCUCGAGCAUUGGCCGUUCACCUCAAACCUGGAAGCUUGGAGAAGAGGAUUGUGCCGAGGUGUUCCAUUUACCAUAUAUAAGUCUCCAAGGGUCUGAUAAGGAACAAAUUUUACUAUGUACACUGCAGAUGAAUCAGAAGUCUUUUUUGGAGAAGUUUGUGAUCAAGUAUGAGCAAGCUCCUGAGCUGUUGAAGAUUUAUAAUCAGGCAUCCAUUCGGCGUGUCUCGGAAGACUCCCAAAGUGAUGAGUUAAUUUUGCUGCCAAGCAAGUCGAAACCUAGCUACUGGCUCGCUGAAAUUUGUGUGGGUGCAGCUCGAGAUAAGUACAUUGUCUUGGUGAAUCGCGGAGGAGAUUUGCAGCUGAACCUAGAACCACAUUGGAUCAUUCUCUGUGGUACAUGUUUGAUCCAUGAAUUUGUAGUUGCUGGAUGCGUAGCUACUUUUGUUGUAUCCAUGAAUUACUUUAAAUAGAUAAUCUGCUACUUGUGUUGUAUCCAUGUACGGCGCAUAUGCCUCUCUUCUUUGAGGGUUUAAAGCAAAUUGGUAACCUAUUUUGUAAUUGUUUCUGGACUUCGAUGCCAUCGAAGUUAUUUAUUUGUUUUUGCUUUCAA